Messenger RNA from Pecten maximus, 1531 nucleotides. RefSeq names its product tubulin beta chain-like. The transcript is spliced from 4 exons. NCBI's taxonomy places the organism in Eukaryota, Metazoa, Mollusca, Bivalvia, Pectinida, Pectinidae. The record is from RefSeq and is a predicted model, not a curated record. Gene Ontology annotation, molecular function: GTP binding; GTPase activity; structural constituent of cytoskeleton. Gene Ontology annotation, biological process: mitotic cell cycle; microtubule cytoskeleton organization. Gene Ontology annotation, cellular component: cytoplasm; microtubule. The coding region runs from base 110 to 1453 and encodes 447 amino acids.
GAGGAUUCUGAGUGAACAGGCCACGUGACUUAAGAUGUAUAACUACACAGAUGCUCAGUAAUCGUUACACACUUGAGUACGAACAGUAGAACAAAAUCACGGAAACAAGAUGAGAGAAAUAGUUCAUCUACAGGCCGGACAAUGCGGGAACCAGAUCGGCGCUAAGUUCUGGGAGGUGAUAUCGGACGAACAUGGUGUAGACUCGACUGGUUCAUACAAUGGAGACUCACCAUUACAGCUGGAACGUAUCGAUGUCUACUUUACAGAGGCCUCAGGAGGCAAAUAUGUUCCCCGAGCUGUCUUGGUGGAUUUGGAGCCUGGAACCAUGGACUCUGUCAGAUCUGGUCCUUUUGGACAAAUCUUCAGACCAGACAACUUUGUGUUCGGACAGAGUGGUGCUGGAAACAACUGGGCUAAGGGACAUUACACAGAAGGUGCUGAGCUCGUAGACUCUGUUCUUGAUGUGGUACGAAAGGAAGCAGAAGGAUGCGAUUGUCUUCAGGGAUUCCAGCUUACACAUUCUCUUGGUGGUGGUACCGGAUCCGGAAUGGGAACUCUCCUCAUCUCCAAAAUCCGUGAAGAAUACCCAGACAGAAUUAUGAACACGUUCUCCGUUGUACCAUCACCAAAGGUAUCAGACACAGUUGUAGAACCCUACAACGCUACUCUCUCGGUCCACCAACUUGUUGAAAACACAGAUGAAACUUUCUGCAUCGACAAUGAGGCCCUUUACGACAUCUGCUUCCGUACCCUCAAACUGACAACACCCACAUACGGUGACUUGAACCAUCUCGUCUCCGCCACCAUGUCCGGAGUCACCACCUGUCUCCGAUUCCCCGGUCAACUGAACGCCGAUCUCCGUAAAUUGGCUGUCAACAUGGUUCCCUUCCCCCGUCUCCAUUUCUUCAUGCCUGGUUUCGCUCCUCUUACAUCUCGUGGUAGCCAGCAAUACAGGGCUCUUACAGUCCCAGAGCUGACCCAACAGAUGUUCGACGCCAAGAACAUGAUGGCUGCCUGUGAUCCUCGUCACGGACGUUAUCUGACUGUCGCCACAAUGUUCCGUGGAAUCAUGUCCAUGAAGGAGGUCGAUGAACAACUCUUAAACAUCCAGAACAAGAACAGCAGCUACUUCGUUGAAUGGAUCCCCAACAACGUCAAGACCGCCGUCUGUGAUAUCCCACCACGUGGUCUUAAGAUGUCUGGUACCUUCAUUGGUAACAGCACCGCCAUCCAGGAGCUCUUCAAGCGUAUCUCUGAACAAUUCACCGCUAUGUUCCGUCGUAAGGCUUUCUUGCAUUGGUACACUGGUGAGGGUAUGGACGAGAUGGAGUUCACAGAGGCCGAAUCCAACAUGAACGACUUGGUGUCCGAGUACCAACAGUACCAGGAUGCCACAGCUGAGGAGGAGGGAGAGUUCGAGGAGGACGAAGAAGAGGAAGAAAAUCUUGAAUAAACGUGACAAUACAAACCGCACAAUCAAAGGGAACAAUGGUACAUACUCAUUGAUAAUAAAUUAAAAUCUAAAAUCAGA